This is a messenger RNA of Penicillium mononematosum, 2076 nucleotides long. Its product is annotated as putative PHD finger domain protein. The record is from RefSeq and is a predicted model, not a curated record. The transcript has 4 exons. Bases 1 to 2076 code for a protein of 691 amino acids. Gene Ontology annotation, cellular component: Rpd3S complex. NCBI's taxonomy places the organism in Eukaryota, Fungi, Ascomycota, Eurotiomycetes, Eurotiales, Aspergillaceae. Gene Ontology annotation, biological process: regulation of transcription by RNA polymerase II.
AUGGAUACCGUGCGUGCUACUGUGCCCGAAGCCGAAAAGGCAUCCAAGGAAAAGCAAAAUGCAGCAGCUGCUGAGUACGUUGACCCCAAGAAGUUAGGGCAUGGAGUGCGUGGCACUAACCCUACCAGACCCGUUCCGCCUGCCCCUACGGGGUCCACUCAGUCCGAACGCCGCCAGGGCUCUUCCCAACCCGCGCAACGACGGAAGCUUCAGAAGAAGCCCCCGGGCCCUUCGAAGCCCAUAAAUAACAAUUAUCGGACAAUGAGACCGAUUGGGGAAUACCCAUCGAUUACGGAGUACCGAGCUGCUGGCGUGACUCCUCCUUCUGAACGGCCCCACCGCGUCGCGACCGUGCCGACCAACGUCCCGCGCGACGAAGCUGAACGCCUUUCCCCCAUUAGCGAGGUCGAGGGCCUGACGGCCGACAAGAGUCAUGUUGAGAUCGCUGAAGAAGCGGCACUUGCCUCAAUCUCGAGUGGAGUCCAGACCCUGGCCGAUGAGGCCAUUCGCAGCGUUACCACCAGGGCCGAUGCGGCCACUCCUACCCUCUCAAGCGCGGACGACACCAACAAGUAUGUCACCGUGCUGAUGUCUCUUCCUUUGCGCCCCUCCGACAAAUAUGACGUUCCCAAACUCCGGGCCGUCAUCAAGUACGCCAUAAUCCACGCAACCAACAACGGCAAUGAGGCGUCUGCCCUGGCCCUUCUUUACUUCUGGUCCAAUGCUGUGGAUGAUGAAUUCCAACUCUCUUUGGUCGCCAACAUCUCCAAGGGCGACGAAGGCGACGAUCAACUUCGACUUGCCCUCCAAUCUGUCCUCAACAACUCUAUUCCAGAUGCCCACAAGUGUGAAUCAAGCCUGCCAUCUGCCGACUCUGUUGACGCAGAGCCCAGCUUCAAGGUCUCUGACAUUUAUCGCGACACCAGUGGUCCUCGGGUUGAGGAGAAUUUCCUGAGUGGCAAGUCGAAUACCGCUCCGCUCAAACGACCCAAGAAGCCAUGCCGAGUCAAUGAGAAUGCCUACAAGCGUAAGCGCAAAUGGGAAAUGGAUCCUGACCAUGAGGGAAAGAUGCGAGCCGUGCGUGCUCGUCUUCAAGCCGAGUCUUACUCGGAAGCAGUCGUCCGGUACAGUGCAAUUCGAACUCGGAUUGGACCCCCAGACGCCAUCCAGCAUCCCUACAACAUGGACAACAUUGACACCGGUGUCGACGGGGACAUGGAAGAGAUCAAUCGUUCGCGUUCCCUUCCUGCGCCAGGUUCUAUCCUCGAUAUCCCUGUCGUCAAAGGUCCGGAGCCCGAGGCUCCUUCUGUUUAUUCCCCAUCUGCUUCGCUUAUCGGUCGCAAGACUGCGAAGCCCGUCUCGCGACGCCAGAAAGAGAAGGCCAAAGUCCCUGAGAUCCCACAGCGUGCACGGUCGCUCUCUGUUGAUACCACUGUCUCAAGUCUUUCUUCGCUUUCCAAUUCUGCUUACUCGGUCCGAUUUAACGACUGGACUGGCGGCCACGAGCCACGCCAAAUGCCAAAUUCUAUUGAACCCCCCGAGAACAGCGACGAUUGCCACCAAUGUGGAAAAGGUGGUGAUCUACUCUGCUGCGACACAUGCAUUAAUUCGUACCAUUUCGACUGCUUGGACCCUCCCUUGGAUCCCAAGAAUCCUCCGCAGGGAGAGUGGCACUGCCCCAAGUGCUCCAUCCGCAACAGUUUCUCCACCUUGAUCGCACACUCGAAACAUUACAAGAAGACCGAGUUCCAACCUCCCCAGGAUGUCAAGGAACAUUUCGAUGGAGUGGAUGAAGGAGUCGUCUUUGAAAAUGAAUAUGCCCGGAAUUUGAAGCACCAACGCUACUACAAGCCCGCGCCCCACCUGCCGCGGCUGACUAAACCACCCAAGCAGGACGGCCCUGUCACUUACGCGAAUCCCAUGCUUCUCCGAGAAUACGACAACAAGGGAGACUGCAUCCGCUGCUCCAAGUGUGGUUUUACAUCCCAAGGUACACGUCCCAUUAUCACUUGCGACUACUGUCCCUGCCGUUUCCAUCUGGAUUGUCUUGAUCCUCCCCGCGCCAAUCCCCCCUAA